UUUGCCGCGUAAUGUUGAGCUCAAAGUUGCCUCUCUCUUACUGAAGCUAGAACAUAUUUAUCUUGUUUCUAGUGUGGCUGUUGAUGAACUUUUGCAAGAGUUUGACUAUUUAAUAAGAACUGCUUCAUUCCCUCUUAUCCAUCAAACCAUAGCUCAGCACUUACAGAAUGUUAACUGUCAAGUAGAUAAAACUGUUCUGCAAGAGCUAGCAUCUACUCUUUGUAAGUCAAAUCCCUUUUCAGCUUCAUUUGGUGGUCAUGGCCCACUUUCCACUGCUUGGAAGCGAAAAUCGUACUACAAAAAACAUUUUGAUAUUGUAGAACCUACAGAAUAUGUACUUGACUCCCAAAACAGAACAUCUUUUCAGUAUGUCUCUAUACUAAAAUCUUUACAGCAGAUCCUAAGUUGUGAAACGUUUUUGGAAAAAGCAAUCAACUUAAAAUCUCACCAUCAAAUUCAAUCAGAUCAAAUUCAAUAUAAAUCCAUUUAUGAUGGUAUUAAUUACAAAGAAAACUUACAAUUAUCAAAGGAGUGUGCUAUAUCACUUAUAUUGUAUGUAGAUGAUUUUGAGAUCUGUAAUCCCCUCGGGACCUCCAGAAAAAAACAUCAAAUCUGUGGAGUAUAUUGGACAUUGGGGAACUUACCUGCUAGUUUCCACUCAGCGCUGUCUAAUAUAUAUUUGGCUGCGCUUAUUCGUAGUGAAGAUGUUAAGUGCUAUGGUUAUGACAGUGUACUGAAACCCUUAGUAGAUGAUCUUAUUACAUUGGAACAAGAAGGGCUGUUUAUUUCCAAAUUAGGUAAAAGCGUUAAAGGGUUUGUUCAUUGUAUAGUAGCAGACAAUCUUGGGGCACAUGGCAUUGCAGGUUUUGUAGAAAGUUUUUCAGGUAAAUAUGUUUGCAGAUUCUGUACAGCAGAAAAUGUAGAUAUUCAAACAAAAGAAGUCAAUUCAGGUGUUUUCUGUGCAAGAAGCAAGGACAAUCAUACUUCUCAUCUUAAAGCUAUUGAAGAAAAUUCAUUGUCUAGCCAUUUUGGUGUAAAGAAAAAGUGUGUGCUGUCAGAAAAUCUGUCAUAUUUUAGUGUGACACAGAGUUUCCCCCCAGAUAUUGCCCAUGAUAUAUUUGAAGGAAUUGUCCCUGUUGAGAUUGCUCUUUGUCUUAAAGUGUUAAUUUCUAAAAAAUAUUUUACACUAGCCAAUUUGAACGAAGCAAUAACAACAUUUCCAUUGAAGUGGACUGAUAAGGCAAACCGUCCGCAUGCUGUACCCCCCUCCUACGCUACAAGGAAAACAAUUGGAGGAAACGUACACGAGAAUUGGAGCCUUUUGAGAUUUCUUCCUCAUUUGGUCGGAACCAGAGUACCUUCAACUGAACCAGCAUGGCAUGUGCUCUGUGAAUUAAAGGACAUUGUAGAACUUGUUGUUGCACCUUUUCACACUGAGGACUCCAUUUCUUAUCUUGACUUCAAGAUAUCUGAACACAGGGCAGUGUUCCAAGAAGUUUUCCCCAAUGAAAGAAUUCUGCCAAAACAUCAUUAUUUAGAACAUUAUCCAUGGUUGAUACGCCAGUUUGGACCCCUUGUUGCUCUUUGGACUAUAAGAUUUGAGGCAAAACAUAGCUUCUUCAAAAGAGUAAUCCGUCAUACAAACUGUUACAAAAAUGUACUGUAUUCAUUAGCUCAAAGGCACCAAUUUCAGACUGCAUAUAAUCUGCACAUGUGCAAAUUCUCUAAGCCACCUUUGGAGGUUGCUGAUGUUUCAACACUUCCCCUUGAUGUUAUCAAUGAGGAUAUUGCACUGGCUGUGAAACAGAAGUACCCACAUAUGGACACUGUAGACUUUGCAAAAAGUGUAUCCUACAACAACUUCAACUAUAGGAUUGGAAUGGUGGUAGCCCAUGGGUCACUGUCUGGACUUUCAGAGUUUUGUGAAAUUGUUCACAUGAUUGUUCUACAAGAGACACUAAUUUUCAUUGUUAAAAAAUUGAAUGCCUGGUACCUGGAACAUUAUCGAUCUUAUGCCUUGGUCAUGUCUUCUACACAACUAAGGCUUGUUGGGGUACAUGAGCUGACAGAUCCUUACCCUCUGGCUUACUACAUGGUUGGAGGACAGCGCCUCAUCUCUCUGAAGAGAUACAUACACGCAUAAGAUUUUUGGAUGGGCAGACAUGGCAGUCAAAAGGCCAGCCAAGUUGCGGGUUAUUCUGAAUCCUGAUGACACCAGAAAGCUAAUUCUGCCUGAUGGAAUUCCAGAGUCAAUGGAGCAGCUUAUGGAUGAAGUCAAGAACGUGUGUGGGCUAAGUGGCAAUUUUAGACUGCAGUACCAAGACAGAGACUUUGGAGAUGCACUAGUUAACUUGACAUCUACUGCAGAACUUGAAGAUUUGGCAACUAUCAAGGUCAUCCCAGUAACUGAUGAGUGUAGCCAAGUUAUUACUCUCACGGUCUGUGAUGAAAUAGUGUCUUCUCAGUCAGAUGACACAGAGCUCCUGUCCACACCUUCUAGCUCUGUCUCUACAAGAACCCAGAUGUGGCCACGUGAGUUUCUUAUACCAACAUUCUCUUAUGACUCUGAGCUACAGUUAGAAAAGGGAAAUGCUGUGUUUAGGUCAAACAACACAAGGUUGACCCUGAGUUCAAAAACAAAGUCAGAUAUUUUGGAAAAGUUAGCAGAAGAGAUAUUCAAGUUCAAAGCCUACCCAACAGAUGCUGACUUCAGUGACGUCGCUGAAGCCCUAAUCAAGAAACACCCAUGCCUCUCUGAACCUGGCUCAUACAACCGCUGCUACGGGUGGAAGCAGCGACUAAAGACAAAAAUGGGCAACUACCGAACUCAGCUGAAGGGCCUUGGGUGUUCUGAAGUACUUGCAAAUUCACUAAAGUCUAAAGCGCCAGAGGAUGGAUUUGCAGCAAAAAACAUAAAGAGACCUAAGAGAGGAGAGGCCAACCACAUACCUGACAUUCCAAAUGGAGAAACCCCAGACAAAUUGGAAAAUGAGAGACUGUCCCUUUUAACUGAAGCAACAAAACGCAACAAUCGUGCAGUGAUAAAGGCCAAAAUGGACAAGACUUUUUCUCUGCGGAGACAGGACAUUUUGGCAAAGGAAUCAGAAGUGGAAGAGCUGAAGGAGAGAUGGCCUGCAUUGUUCACAAUGGAUGAGGCAAGUAACGUUUGA
Messenger RNA from Etheostoma spectabile (orangethroat darter), 3170 nucleotides. RefSeq lists its product as uncharacterized. Gene Ontology annotation, molecular function: protein binding. Bases 2163 to 3170 code for a protein of 335 amino acids. Lineage: Eukaryota; Metazoa; Chordata; Actinopteri; Perciformes; Percidae. The transcript is spliced from 2 exons. The record is from RefSeq and is a predicted model, not a curated record.